AAAGCACAAGCGGCGAAUCACUUCAGCCCUCAGCAGGUGGACGUGACGUCACGGCACUACAACUCUCAUGUUCUGAAACUCACAAAACACUGUCUUGUCUUUACUUUGACAAAUUAAUCUUGUACAUCUUUUACGCUUCCACGCUCUUUGUAAACAGUCCCGAAUAAACGCAACGAGCGGGUCGCGAGGUCCGUGAACUAGUUCACCGGGACGCGCACGGCGGAUGAAUACACUUGUUUACAUUGUGCUCCACGCGGCAGAUGCGGUGUGACUGGCAGGCAGCGCGCAGCUACGCGAGCUUCAUGGGAGCCCGACACACAGCGCUUACCAGCUCGCGAAAGUUCGUUCCGCGGUCUCUGUUCAAGUCUUCUAAUCUGUCCGUUGUACAGCCAGUUCAUCCCCGGUGUUACCUGCCCUUAGGAUCUGGUUCCCUCACACUUCAUGCUCCAUUGUGACGUCUAUUAAAGACAUUUGUCCAUUCAGCACAACUGGGAUUCACGUUAAGGUUGUCAUACCGACAUGCUGGAGUCCAAGACUGAUCAAACAACCAAUAGCAGUCCAGCUGGGCAGGAAUGUCAGAGCACAGAGAGUGAGAAGAGAGAAAAUUCUUCGUCACAGUCACUCACAACCCAGAUCCUGCAAACACAAGUGCUACAAGUUGCUCAACAACAACAACAACAGCAGCAGCAACAGCAGCAGCAGAGUGGUGAGAAGUCCCCGAAGAGCACAGAAAAGGAGGCAGACACACAGGUGCCUGUGUCUGUGGGGAUGAUAACUCAGAUGAUCACCCCUCAGCAGAUGCAGCAGAUCCUCCAGCAGCAGGUCUUGAGUCCCCAACAGCUCCAACUGUUACUGCAACAACAACAGGCCCUCAUGUUACAGCAGCAACAUCUCCAGGAGUUCUAUAAGAAGCAGCAAGAGGAAAUCCACUUACAGCUUCUGCAGCAUCAGCAUGUUGGAAAAGCCAGUAAAGAGCAGCAGAUGAUGGCUCAGCAGAUGGCCAUCCAACAACAGUUACUCUCCGUUCAACAGCAGCACCUACUGAACCUGCAGAGACAGGGCCUGCUCUCUAUCCCGUCGGCACUUACCAACACUCUGUCUCAAGGCCUGAUCCCUCCUGAACUUCAGCAGCUGUGGAAAGAGACAGCAGACGCACGGCAGGAGGAGAAGAAUAGAGGAGACAAGUCCCCUUCUCCCCCCAAAACCCAGAUCAUCAACCACCACUCCAGCACUAAUGGACAUCAAGUGCCCCGACCCGGCCGGAGAGAAAGUUCUCAGGAGAGUCAUUCCCAGAGCGGUCAUCCUCUGUACAGCCAUGGCGUGUGCAAGUGGCCAGGCUGCGAAGCAGUGUUCGGAGACUUCCAGUCAUUUCUCAAGCAUUUGAACAACGAACAUGCACUGGACGACAAGAGCACGGCGCAAUGCAGAGUUCAGAUGCAGGUGGUUCAGCAGCUGGAAUUGCAGCUCACUAAAGACAAAGAACGUCUUCAAGCCAUGAUGGCCCACCUUCAUGUCAAAUCUACUGAGCCCAAACCAGCCCCUCAGCCAGUAAAUCUGGUUUCCAACCUCACUCUUGCCAAGGGAACUGUUCCCAAGACCACUCCCUCUAUGAGUCUUUCCCAGAGUGCCACAGCACCAUCCACCCCCCUCACAUCACUGCCCCAGACACCCUCCGUCAUUAUCCCCACCAGCCUGCACAGCAUGGGACCUAUCCGCAAACGCUACUCUGACAAAUACAACAUGGCCAUGGACCAAGAUAUUGUGCAGAAUAAGGAGUUUUACCUGAGUGCUGAAGUCAGGCCUCCAUUUACAUAUGCAGCUUUGAUCAGACAGGCCAUUUUGGAGUCUCCAGAAAAGCAGCUAACACUAAAUGAAAUCUACAACUGGUUCACUCGAACAUUUGCGUAUUUCAGACGCAAUGCAGCAACGUGGAAGAACGCUGUUCGCCACAACCUCAGUCUCCAUAAGUGUUUCGUACGAGUGGAGAAUGUGAAGGGGGCCGUUUGGACCGUGGAUGAGUUGGAGUUUCAGAAAAGGCGACCUCAGAAGAUCACUGGAUCACCUCUGGUGAAGAACAUCCAGAAUAGUUUGGGUCAGAGUCCUGCCCUAUCUGCUCUGCAGGCAGCGAUGGCGGACAGCAGUCUGCCCCUAUAUGGCUCUGCGUCUAUGGGAGUGUCCAGUCUGAAGGCCCUGGCCAGCACUAUGCAUGAGGACAUGACUUCUCACGAGCAGGAUGACUGCUCCCACAGCGAUUCCUCCAGUCUGGAGCUCUCUCCUCUGCCCACACUGCAUCAGUCUCAAAUUAAAGAGGAGCAAAUGGAGGUCGAGGACUAUAAUGGCUCCAUGUCUCCUGAGACAGAUGACCAGCACAGUCCAGAUACCAACCACCAUGCUGAAUACACCGAUGAGCACGACACGGUCUGUCAGCCGGCUUUCUCCUGAAACCAUCUCCAUCACUUAUUCUCAUUCACAUUCACUGCUGAGAUCUGUCCAAUGUACCAACAGACUCUGAGAACCCUGACACAUGAAAGUUAAAGCCGCAACUAUUCCUCUCGGGAACAAGCGUUUAUUUAUUGUUUCAAUGAACCUGUUUGUGUUGUAUGCAAUGGAUUGACCUCACUGGUACUAAAGGGCUCCUCUGUGUUGAGGUUUAUACAUUAGAAAAGUUUGCCCAUCAACUUGCAGAUAAAGAGUGCACUGUAUGCUACACAUAUUUUGUUUGUAAAUUAAACACUACAGCACCUGAAUUGAAUCAGCAGCUUACCUUAAAGGGUAGAUUGUUUCCCUGUCAACCAAGAAAAUGUUAUGCCCGUAUGAAUGAACUUUUUUACUAAGAUGUCUAGGACCAGAUUUGUUUAGCCUCCUUGAAAUCUCAAGACUACGAAUUCUCACCUUGUGAAUGCUCUUUAUUGAAAAUGCAAGUUCGAAUCACCUCAAGUACUGUAGGGUUAGUUGCCAUGUUGGUAACGUGUGGCCUUAAAUUUCGGGCUGCUCAUUGGUAGAAUUGAAACUGAAAUUGUGAAUGUUUAUCUUUUUUUUUUACCUCUGUUUUUUUCACAAACACAAAACCAAACUUAAGGGGAACAUUUUAUAACCAGCACUUGAUGAAUGUUUUUUCAAUUUUACUUUUUGCUUCUGUUUUGAUUUGUUUUUCACUAGUGUGUACAGAAGGUCACUGUAUUUCUAUCAUCCACAACAUUUAAACCGAAACGGCGCAAAACGCACUCAAGUCUCAUCUUCAACAGACCGAGUUAUUCAGUUACUAAUGAAGCUAAGCCAAAUGUUUUCCUUUGUAUUUGAGUAGAGAAAUAUUUUGUCUAGUUUGGUUAUAUAAAAACAACAGCUACCAAAGAUUGUGAAAGAUGUUAUGUUGUGUACCCUGUUUACAUUGUCUCUUUUGAUAUGGCCAAUACUAAGAAGUCUUCAUGCUAGUCAAUUUAGAUAAAAAUAGAGAGUGCAUAUAAUGUCCUACUCAUUGCAUUGAGUAAUUAAACUGUAAUUGUACCACAAACAAACUGAUGAAAUGGAAAGAAUGAAUAAUUUAUGAAUGUUACACGUCCAAAAGAAAUGGAUGGCAUAUAUUUCAAAUCAACUAUUUCAGUUUGUACCACACUUCUGAAUAAAUGGCCUUAUAAUUAAUAACUUUUUCUUUGUAUAAUAAUGUGAAAAUGUAUAUGCUGACAUAUGUAUGUUUAUCUCUGUUUGGUCCAUCAACAAAAAAACAAGUAUUCCAAAAAUAAUUAAUAGGUUUAUUUUUUUAUUUUAAAUAAUUUUCAAUAAUUAGAUAUCCCGUUUUUGCUUUUAAUGAAUUAUCUAGAAUAAAUAGUGGCCCAAUUGAGAACAGGAAUAGUGCAGACUCUUUAGGUCAGCAUCUUUUAGGUGCUACAUCAGCAUAAAAAUAAUACACAUCAUCAAUUUAGAUUUUGUACCAUGACUUUACAUUUCUUUAUUAUAUUUAUCAUUUGUGGAUACACUGAAAAAAUAGCAUAUGGUAAUAAAAAAAAAAAUCUUUUUUUUUUAUCAAUGUCCUUCCAUGUAGUUUUUUUUUUUUACUUUCCAAGUCAGCUGCAUGUGAGAAAAUAUAUUACUACAUACAAAGAUCAAUAAGAAAAUACAGAAUACAAUAUAUUAAAGUUGUCAUAGACGUGUCUUACUAUCUGUCAAAAACAGCAAUAACUUGAUACAGGUAUGUAAAAGAAAUGGCACAGCUUAAAUCGUAAUUGAAUACAGAGCAUAUGAAUACAUUGUCUUUGGUUACAAACAACUUCUUGAAAUUUUUAAUCUGUGAACAUGAAAUACAGACUGAAACGUUAUGAAGAUGGAAACUUACUCCACCUGUCUUGAUCAGUUUAAAGACUGAUUACAUUCCAAUAUAAUGUUCCACUACACAAUAUGGCAGGCACAACAGUACAGCAUGAUGUAUGACGUUCUGACCAAGCUUAUGUUUCAUAAAUGAUGUCGUGUGGAUGGUGUAUUUUAUUCUAUUUGUGAACAGUGCACGAAAUAUUACAUAACAUAAGGGGACAAAUUUAAUUCCUUCCUACUAUAAAGGCAAACAAAUUACAUGACUAUCAGCCCUCAUUAUGACAUUAUACUACAUACUUGCAAUGAUUCUCUUUACACUGGAACUCCAGCACAGCACAUUGACUGUUUAGCUUAACGACUACGCCAUGUCUGGUCCUCCAUCUCAAACACUCUCAAACUUCCCCUAUCGCUCGCUAACUCUUCGGGCCAGAUUCAGAAACCAUGGCACCUCCUUUCCAGUCAAAAGGAUAAAAAAAUUUCACAUUUGAAAUUUGCUGUUGAAUAAAAAACAUUAUUUGACCAGUAAUUUUGGCUACAUCCACACUAACCUGUUUUCAUUUGAAAACGGUUUUCAGUUUCUUAAUGUCAUCGUUUUCUAAACACCAUUUUCUGGAGAGGAAAACGGCAUUCUAGUGUGGAUGAAAGGCGUAAACGUAAAUUAAUGUUUUCAAAUGAAACGUAUUAGCGUGGACGUUGCCUUAGUUUUCAAUGUAAUUGUUUUGCCUGAGUUUUCAAACAAAAACGGAUUAGUGUUUAUGUGGCCUACUAAUAUGUUUUGGUUUGAAAACGCAUUUUAGCUACAUUAAUGCCUCUAUCCACAUUAGAACUGUUUCCCUCCUCUGAAAAUGGAGCGGUUUGAAAAAAACUCUCCCAUAACCGCAUACUUUGGAAAACAAUGGUGUUGGAGUUUCCAAAUGAAAAUGGAUUGUUGUGGACUUGACCUACUAAGUUUUAGAUUAUAAACACAUUUGAUGCCUCUCAUCCACACUAGAAUGGUGUUUCCUCCACCAAAAAUGGAGCGUUUCGAAAAAACUACACAGCCACAUACUUUGGAAAACAAUGAUGUCAGGAAACUGAAAACUGAGUUUAUGGAUUAGUGACGGAUUAGUGUGCACGUGGCCUACUAAUAUGUUUUUCAUUUGAAAACGCAUUAAUUUAGCUACAUUUAAACCUCUCAUCCACAUUAGAACGCCAUAUUCCUUCACUGAAAACGAAGCGUUUCGAACACACUCCAGGUUAGGAAACUGAAAAUGGAAUUUGACAAAAAUGUAUUACUGUGGUUGUGACAUACUAACACAUUUUUAACUGAAAACGCAUUUAUUUCUCUACAUUCACGCCUCUCAUCCACAUUAAAAUGGUGUUUUCCUCCACCAAAAACUGAGCAUUUCAGAAACGCCCUCCAUAACCGCAUACUUUGGAAAACGUUGGCGUUAGGAAACUAUAAAUUGAGUUUUCAAACAGAAACAGAUUGAUGUGGACAUGACCUACUAAUAAGCUUUUGUUAAAAACAUUCAUUUUGCUACGUUUAAACCUCUCAUGCACAUUAGAACGGCCUUUUUUCCUCCAUCACAAUUGGAGCGUUUCGAAAACACUCAUAAGCGAUGAAGUUUCAAACAACACUUAUUUUAUAGCUUCCUAUCGGCAUCAUUCCAGAGUUUUCAAACAAAAACGGAUUGGUUUGGACAAGAACUACUACUAAGUUUUUGUUAGAAAUGCAUAAAUUUAGCUAGAUUAGAACUACGUUUCCCUCCAUCGAAACAGAGCGUUUCGAGAACACUCUCCAUACCUGUAUACGUUGGGAAACAAUGACAUUGUGACACUGAAAACGGAUUAGUGUUAAUGUGGCCUACUAAUACAUUUUCGUUUGAAAACGCAUUAAUUUAGCUACAUUUAUGCCUCUCAUCCACAUUAGAACUGUGUUUCCCCCC
Messenger RNA from Myxocyprinus asiaticus (Chinese sucker), 6233 nucleotides. Its product is annotated as forkhead box protein P1-B-like. Bases 520 to 2442 code for a protein of 640 amino acids. Gene Ontology annotation, molecular function: DNA-binding transcription repressor activity, RNA polymerase II-specific; RNA polymerase II cis-regulatory region sequence-specific DNA binding. The transcript has 18 exons. Gene Ontology annotation, cellular component: nucleus. Gene Ontology annotation, biological process: regulation of transcription by RNA polymerase II. NCBI's taxonomy places the organism in Eukaryota, Metazoa, Chordata, Actinopteri, Cypriniformes, Catostomidae. The record is from RefSeq and is a predicted model, not a curated record.